CUCGGUGAUGUCAAUCCACAACUUGUAGUUGAACCAGCCGCCAAAAUUCUUGCAGAGGCAGUACUGUUUGAUGUCGAAUUUGUCCUUGAUACGCUGGACGGUCGCCUUCCAGGAGUCUUCGUUUCCGGUGUACGGCCAGUAGAUAGGGAUGUCACCACUGGUAUGCGUGAUCUUCAUGCUAACUAGUAACGCCAGCCCGAAGGGUUUUGUCGUCUCCAAGCCCGGCAAUGGUGGUAAUAGGCUCCUCUGGUGCCUUUUGCUAGGCAGCCCCGAAGAGUUCUUUGACUUCCUGCUCGCUCAUAUCAGGGUAGUCAGAUUUUUGCACUCUGAUACGGUACUUCUUCCCGUUCUUGCUGGUGGCUUCGUGCCAGUACGUUUCGCUAUCGUCAACUUGUGGCACACGAUCAGCCUCAAGUGUCGAAACAGCUUCGGCCAUUGUGAGUAGUAGAUUUGGAUAAGGGUGAUAGGUUGAGAUGUAGUGCGUGGAGUCGGGCAGAUAUGAAAUGG
Messenger RNA from Mollisia scopiformis, 507 nucleotides. RefSeq lists its product as uncharacterized. The record is from RefSeq and is a predicted model, not a curated record. NCBI's taxonomy places the organism in Eukaryota, Fungi, Ascomycota, Leotiomycetes, Helotiales, Mollisiaceae. The annotation marks the transcript as partial. The transcript has a single exon.